AUGUGUGCAGACGUGCCCUCCAACGGGCCGCAUGGUAGAAGCACUGGACCAACAAGGGGGCCAUAUCGGAUUCCGGCAGGUGUUAUCGGAAUUGCGAACCGUAAAAAAUGUCAGCAGUUCGAGUGCGGCGGGGGAACCGGUGACCGGCAGACGUCGCACACACUGGGACCCCUGCCGCCCCUCCCACUCACUGUUGUCGUUAGUCAAAAACCUGGUCCUUUGUUGUGCGGACCAGGCAGUCUGGAGCGGAGCGCCAAGGUACAGGCUCGGCCGUGCCAUCCAUCUGCGCUCUUCCCCACCGCCGGUCUUCUUGACUCUGUCUUGACACCGUGUCCAGGCGGGAAGUCGGGAAGAGAGAGUGCAGUAUAUGCCGAGCAAGUCUAUAAUCACUACAAACUAAAUCACUCGCGAUUCGCCGUGUCUACUUCAACUUGCUGUGGAGCACGCAGUGAACAUCUUCAGCAACGACGGUCGAACUGUCAUUUGCAUGUGUGUGCAGAACAACCCGGCGACCUGGGAAGACCUCACCCGAAACGACCGAACUGGAGGAGGACAAUGAAGAUAGGCGCAGCAAUCUACGAAGCCAACCGCGUCACCGCCGCUAAAUCCAAACGUGAAGCUCACAAAUCUCAACAGCCCCCACCUCUCAACGCCAACGCUCAACCGGGCCCCACCUGUCCACGAUGUCAGCGGGAGUUCCGGGCACGCUUCGGUCUUAUUGGACAUCCUCCAGCAUCCGGGCGGCACCACCCUAUGUCUCCCCGUCUUCGUCCCCCAAAUCGGCAAUCAACCCUACACGCCCUCCUGGUCUUCCAUUCACAUUCUCCACUGCUUCAACAACUGCUGCGGCGGCUCCUAUCCCCACCCUCACUUCACACAAUCCCAAACAGCAAACUCACCACCGUUAACACAAGUGGUGUGGAUUCGGCCCAAGCCUGCCCUCAUUGA
This is a messenger RNA of Spirometra erinaceieuropaei, 948 nucleotides long. The record is from the annotation of a GenBank genome assembly. Lineage: Eukaryota; Metazoa; Platyhelminthes; Cestoda; Diphyllobothriidea; Diphyllobothriidae.